Marmota flaviventris (yellow-bellied marmot) is the source of this 3556-nucleotide messenger RNA. It is a transcript of the gene Crebl2, whose product is annotated as cAMP responsive element binding protein like 2. Gene Ontology annotation, biological process: regulation of DNA-templated transcription. Gene Ontology annotation, molecular function: DNA-binding transcription factor activity. Gene Ontology annotation, cellular component: nucleus. The record is from RefSeq and is a predicted model, not a curated record. NCBI's taxonomy places the organism in Eukaryota, Metazoa, Chordata, Mammalia, Rodentia, Sciuridae.
CGGCUGAGCCAGGGGAGGGCCGGGGGAGGGAGUGCCUGGCCGGGCCGGCCUGUCUGCCGAAAUGGAUGACAGUAAGGUGGUUGGAGGCAAAGUAAAGAAGCCUGGUAAACGUGGUCGGAAACCAGCCAAAAUUGACUUGAAGGCAAAACUUGAGAGGAGCCGGCAGAGUGCAAGAGAAUGCCGGGCCAGAAAAAAGCUGAGAUACCAGUAUUUGGAAGAGUUAGUAUCCAGUCGAGAAAGAGCUAUAUGUGCCCUCCGAGAGGAACUGGAAAUGUAUAAGCAGUGGUGCAUGGCAAUGGACCAAGGAAAAAUCCCUUCUGAAAUAAAGGCCCUACUCACUGGAGAAGAGCAGAACAAAUCUCAGCAGAAUUCAAGCAGACACACCAAAGCUGGGAAGACAGAUGCUAAUAGCAAUUCCUGGUGAAGAUGAUAUAAAAUGAUGAAUCAGUGAUUGAAGCCAAUAUUCUAAUUUCCAUGGAGGAAGAAUAGGCAAGAUUUUGCUUCUUGGCUCCACUUACUACCUACUGCUCAGUAGUCAUCUCUGUAAAUCUGCAGUUUCUACCAAAAUGUGGGAUUACAGAUCUCAGAAGAUCUUGCUUUAACUUUUAAUACUUAGAAAUUUUUCAAACAUUCAGAUCUGUUCUGUACUGCUACCCAUGACAUUUAACAUGUUAAGAUGCUUGAAAACACAAGAGUAAAGUGGUUGAAGAUUGUAUUUUUGCACCUUAACUCCACAUUGCUUUAUUGGUUAAUUUAUAUUCAUGUAAUUCACAUAAUUAUAUGUGUAUGUGUGUUUAGGUGUCACCUCCUUUCAUGUUUCUGAUUGCCCUACAAAGAGAAACCAAAUGGGCUGAUUGCUAACUGUAAGUUCUCAGCCUUUAUGGACCUAAUAUUAUUUCUUUUUAUUUACUUGAGUAAUGUUUAUUUUCUGCAUGAACCAUGAUUUCUCCUGUGAGCCAUUCCAGCAUAAGCUGUGAAUAUGUAUUAACAAAUAUAUACAUUUCUAUUUUUAUAAUCCAUAGAUAUGCCUGUUUUAAAUAAUGUAUAUGUUUAAAAAAUACAUCAAGAAAAGCCUUAAGACAGCCUCUAUUUAAAACUUUUGUUGCUGUCUUAUCCAAAUGUAUUUAUGAAAGUUUGGUAGGUCCACACUUUGAUAAUAGUCAAAUUUCACUUUUAAGCGGAAUUAACCUUUUAGGCAUUUCAGCAGCAUACAUUAUCUUGACAACCUAGAAUAUGUAUGUAUAUGUAUAUGUUCUAUUUUAUGUUUAUAUAUGUAUGUGGGGAGGACAGGAGUGAAUGUUCACACAUUUUCUUGUGUACUCAACUAAAUUGGAGAAUUUUUCUGGAGAAAAUAGGAUGAGGGCUGGGAUGUAGCUUAGUGGUAGAGUGCUUGCCUUAGCAUGCAUGAGGCCCUGGGUUCAGUCCCCAGCACUGGAAAAAAAAAAAAAAAAAAAAAGAUGAAGAAAUUAGCUGCUGAGAUUGAGUUUCUGCCUUGAGAUCUGGAAAAAAACAAGGGACAAACUGUUGGUAAAUUUAGUGGCUAUAGCCCUAAGCAGAGUACUUAGUGUCUUCCAUGACAUGAGUUUUCUUAUGAACAUGUUCUGAGCCAGAAAGAAACAUACUAUGGUCAUGCAUCUGGUUCAGUCUGUGCCUCCACUGGUAUGAAGCACUGGAGCUGGAGUUGUACACAGCAGUGUAGCUAGUGUGUCCAGCAGAAAGUAUGCAAGGGCAGAGGAGUUCUUUGCAGUUCCCAUCAUUGCUACAUUUACUUUCUUCUUGACCACCAAAUGGAGUGAUGGUUGACGAAUCAAACUUAUAAUAUGAUGUACUCAGACCUAGGAAUCUUUUGAUUUCCCCAGUGAGACACUUUAUCACUCUUUCUCAUAGUUAAAUCAGUUGUGUUCUCUGUUGCUGCUAAAUCAUAAUUGUUCUUCACUAAUGAAACAAAUGUUUGGCUUCCAAACAAAUAUACUUUUGUUAUAGACUAGAAGUUUAAUAGGAGGCAUCAUCAUCUAGAUUGUUUUUGAGGUGGGACAUAAAUUGGACCACACAGUUUAAGAUUAAAAGAUACUUUUUCCCUUUCUGUCAGGCCAUGCAUUUGAAUAAAGUGCUUCCCCUUAGCCUGAGUUCCUAAAGACCUCUUGUGCUUAGGUUGCAAACUCAGAUCUCUUGGCUAGUUGUGUGUAACUACUGAUAAAUCACUAGCCCAGCUUGUUGGGUUUCUGUAUUUUGGAAGAUAGGGACUUUAAGAGUAUUUAAUGUCUUCUUAGGACCAUAAAUGUGGGUAGAUUAAGGAUUGUUGAUAUUUAGACCUUCAGAAUCUGUGUUUUAAAUGUAAUGUUCAGAUUGUAAUGGGUAUGUUUUUGCCAGCUGGUCUACUCAAUUGUAUAUUUUUAUUUUGCAGAACAACCCAAGACUGACUUUAUGUUGCUUUGUUCAGUACCUUCUGAAUUCCCCAAAAGAGUUGUUUUCAAAGCAAACAUUCCAAAAUGAAUGUGGCUCUUCAAUGCAAUGUCUCCAUUGUGAUUGAAGGAUUUCUUUCUGGUUAUAAUUCUAAAUGACAGGGUCAUUUGCACUUCCUCCCCUCCUCCCUAGUAUCUACAAGAGCAGGGACUUUGUCCUCAGGUAGAGGAUAUAUAAUUUUGGGUGAAAGUAAAUUAUAAUUUAUUUUAGUUUAUUUCUGAACCUAUCUAUUUGGUAUCUUGGAGUAGAUCAAACUAAGAGAAUGUUCCUUGGUCUUGAAAAUGACUGUUGUGAUUGCUUUGGGCAUUGUGCUCGCUGCACACUUUGUCCACUUUGGAGCAUGUGAAUAAAUGUCACUGAUUAAAACAGUUAGAGCACUUCCCUCCCCAUCCAGUGAAGGGGCAGCAUACCUAAAUCUCUCCCUACCUGUGAUGACAGGGCUGGGAGAGGACAGACAGUGAAGGAACCAGUGAGUACAGGAGAAGGAUUGUUCUCCUUGCCCUCUGAGUGGACAGAGAAAUGUUUUUCCUUUUCCUUUUUUCCCCCAAAGAAAGAAAGGUAAAGGAAAAGAUAUAUUUGUGUAUUUAGACCAGGCAUAUUAAGUCAUUAUUUUAGCAUCAACAUUCCAUAUAUUAGGUCAACUGAAUGUAAUAUGGAAUGAAUCUGACCAGGCCAAAUUCUAGGAUUUAGUUGAAGUCCUUAAACAUUUUUCCUAUUUUAUUUAAAAUAUUCCUAUUACAUCUAAAUCAGAAUUAUCUCAGUGCAGCAAAUUCAUAUAAUUGUUUGCCAACUAAUACAUUACUUAGUGUUACCAUUUAGCAUUUAAUUUUGUCAUCUUUGAAUUAUGAUUGAUAUGACUAAUUAUAGAAAGUACAGGUUUAAACUGGAGUUUUCUUAAGUUAAAGGCAAAUGAAAUUUUAAAAAUGCUGUAUUUCACAAGAAAUCAGUUGCUACUAUCAGUUACAUAUUUCAUUUUUAAAAGGAGGAAGAUUAUUGAACCACAUGGUAUCUGGGGGCAUUGAAGGGAUUUUUUUCUUUCUCUGAGAGCAUUGUACAAUUAUAUUUUUAUGAGAAAUAAAAUAUCUUCACCAGA